AGGGUGUACCCCGCCUUCCGCCCAAAUGCAGCUGAGAUAGGCUCCAGCACCCCCCGCAACCCCAAAAAGGGGCAUGCGGUAAAAAAUGGAUGGAUGGAUGAAACUCGAGGGCAGUAUGCGAGCUUGCUGGGCAAAGUGAGAGGAGAAAAGCUGGCUAUGCUAAACCGUGAAUUAGCUGGCCAGCAGAGUAAAAUGCUACACCAAACACAGGCAAACAGCUGUCAUCUGUUCAGGCCAGCUUCAAGGUAAACCAGCCAAACUAACUGCAAGCUGUGGAAAGGCGUUCAUUGAUGGGGAGUUUGUAAAGAAGUGUUUGAACGCUGUUGCGGAGGAGGUGUGUCCAGACAAGAAAGAUGCUCUGAACGCGACGGUGUUGAGGAACUGGUCCACCUGCUUGAGCGACAAAGAGUUGUGCAGCGUCUCCAGCGGGUAGAUGGAGGGCACCAUGGAGCAGCCUUCAAAGCCUGCAAGAAGCAAACAAACGAACAAAAAGAGUAAAGGAGGAACAUGAGACAGACCACUCCAGUGCCAUCUCCCUGAGCACCGGCUCCCCCCAGGGCUGCAUCCUGAGUCCGCUGCUGUUCACAUUGAUGACUCAUGACUGCUGCGCCAGGUCCACUACUAACCACAUUGUGAAGUAUGCGGACGACACGACAGUAGUGGGCCUCAUCCGUGACAACAAUGACAUGGACAACAGGGAGGAGGUGAAACAUCUGGUUGACUGGUGCAGAACCAACAACCUGGUCCUGAAUGUCAACAAGACCAAGGAGACCAUCGUCGACUUCAGGAAGCACCAGUCCAGCCACACUCCACUCUUCAUCAACGGCACAGCAGUGGAGAUAGUAAGCAGCACCAAGUUCCUGAGGGUGCAGAUAACUGACAAUAUAACCUGGUCCCUACACACCGGAGCUCUUGUAAAAAGAGCUCAGCAGCGCAUGCACUUUUUGCGUCGGAUGAAAAGAGCACAGCUCCCUCCCCCCAUUCUCAGCACAUUCUACAGAGGCACUAUAGAGAGCCUGUUGACCAACAACAUCUCUGUCUGGAUUGGCGCCCAAUGCCUCAGACUGGAAAUCUCUGCAGAGAGUGGUGAGGACGGCGGAAAAGAUCAUCAGGACUCCUCUUCUUCCUAUCCAGGAGAUCGCAAAAAGCCGCUGCCUGACCAGGGCUCAGAAAAUCUGCAGAGACUCCUCCCACCCUCACUAAGGACUGUUUUCACUGCUGGACUCUAGAAAGAGGUUCUGCAGCCUCCGUAGCAGAAUCUCCAGGUUCUGUCACAGCUUCUUCCCUCAGGCCAUAAGACUUCUUGAACGCAUCAUAAUAAUCCACUCAAUUCCCCCCCAAAAACGGAUUAACUCUCUGGAAUAUAAAGACAAUAUAACAUACAUCCAUAAACGUGGAUGCAUAUGAAAAAGUGCAAUAUAUUUAUCUGUACAGUAAUUUAUUUAUUUAUAUCUGCACCUUAUUGCUCUUGUAUCCUGCACUACAACGAGCUAAUGCAACAAAAUUUCGUUCUUAU
Nerophis lumbriciformis (worm pipefish) is the source of this 1516-nucleotide messenger RNA. Lineage: Eukaryota; Metazoa; Chordata; Actinopteri; Syngnathiformes; Syngnathidae. The record is from RefSeq and is a predicted model, not a curated record.